This is a messenger RNA of Camelus dromedarius (Arabian camel), 595 nucleotides long. RefSeq lists its product as uncharacterized. The transcript has a single exon. Lineage: Eukaryota; Metazoa; Chordata; Mammalia; Artiodactyla; Camelidae. The record is from RefSeq and is a predicted model, not a curated record. Bases 227 to 595 code for a protein of 122 amino acids.
CAACAGGCUGGGGGCUGAAGGAGGAGCCAGGGGGAGGAAACCCUGCAGAGCCUCCCCUCCCCCGCCUCCGCGCCCCCCUGCUGGCUCCGCCCCUUGCCGCCCCCUCCUGGGUGGUAGAAAUACAGCCGCAGCCGGGGCCACCACCCACUGCGCCCCUACCCGACCCAGACCCGGCACGGACCUGACCACCCAGAACCAGCAGAGCCAUUUUCCGUGCUCCUCGCCAAUGGCUGACCAAUUCUUUCAGUGCAAAUCGUGGGACACCGAGCAGCUUUGCCAAGACCCCGACGCUAACUCCGAAGGCCUGUUUGACAAGCCUCCCCCAGAAGAUCCCCCCGCCGUCCGCGGGCCCAAGUCGGCGGCCUGGGCCUCAGGGAAGAAGGCUGGUCGGCGCGCAGGCGGGAGGGCGCAGGGGGCCCGCUCCGGGCAGCCCCCCAGGGCCGCAGCGCGCUCCUCUCCCCGGGAGGAGACACCUCCACUGGACGAAGGCUGCUAUCUCGACCAUUUUCCGCACCUCUCCAUCUUUAUCUACGCGGCCAUCGCCUUCUCCAUCACCUCCUGCAUCUUUACCUAUAUCCAUCUACAGCUUGCCUGA